This is a messenger RNA of Ficedula albicollis (Collared flycatcher), 13029 nucleotides long. RefSeq names its product microtubule associated protein 1A (gene MAP1A). Gene Ontology annotation, biological process: axonogenesis; regulation of microtubule depolymerization; microtubule cytoskeleton organization. The record is from RefSeq and is a predicted model, not a curated record. The coding region runs from base 40 to 9537 and encodes 3165 amino acids. The transcript is spliced from 7 exons. NCBI's taxonomy places the organism in Eukaryota, Metazoa, Chordata, Aves, Passeriformes, Muscicapidae. Gene Ontology annotation, molecular function: actin binding; microtubule binding. Gene Ontology annotation, cellular component: cytosol; neuronal cell body; synapse.
UUGCAUGAAGUCGAAGUUGAAUGGAGACUUGCUCGCUGUAUGUCCUUCAGAAAGAAAUGUUUUAUGGAAGGAAUUCGUUCCUGGAACAUUGACACUCUGUGCUGUGAUCUGAAUCAUCAACUGCGGCUCUUUGUAACCCGACAUCUGGCUCAUUUUUCUUCUGAAGUCAAAGGCCAAAGAACUCUCCAUCACCGGAGUGACACCCUGGACACGGUGAUCCUGGUAAAUCCUAAUGUGGACAGCAUCGUGGCUGAGGUGCGCUCGCUCGUGUGCGACCCGUCAGCCCACAAGCUGCUGAUCCUCUGCGGGCACAGCUCGGAGCAGGAGGGAGACUUGGUCCUGCAGACGGGCACCUUCACCUUCCACAAGUUUGCUGAGAUACUUUCAGACCCGGAGGUCACCCAGAUUCUCAGCAACUCUGGUUCAGAUACCAAGGCCUCUCUUACUGUGUCGUGCCAGGGAGAAGGAGCCUGGAGCAGCCUUGGGCAUCCUCGAUUUCAGGACAUUAUUAAUCUGAAACUGAAUCCUGAUCCAGUUCUGCCAGAAAUGGAUGGGGUGUCUGAGUUUGCAGAAUAUGUCUCUGAGACAGUUGACGUGCCAUCUCCAUUUGAUCUCCUGGAGCCACCCACCUCAGGGGGUUUUCUGAAGCUUUCUAAGCCCUGCUGCUACAUAUUCCCUGGGGGGAGAGGUGAUUCUGCUCUCUUUGCUGUCAAUGGAUUUAACAUCCUUGUGGAUGGUGGCUCUGAGAGGAAAUCCUGCUUCUGGAAGCUGGUCAGGCACCUGGAUAGGAUUGACUCAAUCCUGCUCACCCACAUUGGUGCAGACAACCUGCCUGGCAUCAACGGGCUGCUGCAGAGGAAAGUUGCUGAGCAAGAGGAGGAACAAUCCCAGGGCUCUACCAACUACAGUGACUGGAUGAAGAACCUAAUUUCCCCUGAGCUGGGGGUGGUUUUUUUUAAUGUUCCCGAAAAGCUGAAGAUGCCUGAAGCCUCCAUGAAAGUAAAGAGGAGCAUUGAAGAAGCGUGUAUGACCCUGCAGUACCUUAACAGACUGGGCAUUAAAUCAGAGCCUCUCUACAGGGUGGUGAGCAGCACCAUUGAGCCCAUCACACUCUUCCACAAAAUGGGAGUGGGUAAGCUGGACAUGUAUGUGCUGAACCCUGUCAAGGACAGUAAAGAAAUGCAGUUUCUAAUGCAGAAAUGGGCUGGCAAUAGUAAAGCAAAGACUGGCAUCAUUCUUGCAAGUGGGAAAGAAGGUGAAAUUUCCGUUCCCUAUCUCACAUCUAUCACAGCCCUAGUGGUAUGGCUACCAGCCAGCCCAACAGAGAAAAUUGUAAGGGUUUUGUUUCCUGGAAAUGCUCCUCAAAAUAAGAUACUGGAAGGUCUUGAGAAACUCAAGCACCUGGAUUUUCUGAGGUACCCAGUGGCUACUCAGAAAGAUAUUACUUCUGGAAUACCUCCACCUGUGCUGAAGCAGACCAAAAUUAAACAAAGAACUGACAGUAAAGAGAGUCUUAAGUCUUCCCCCAAGCCAUCUGUGACAAAGCAAGCCAAGAAGGAAGAAGCAGUAGAGGAGGGGAUUAAGGAAGUAAAACCAGAAGUGGUAAAGGAUGCUAAAAUUGAGAAAAAGGUUAAAGAACACACAGAGAAAGUUCCUGAGAAACCUGUUAAACAUGAAAAGAUAAAGACAGAAACAAGUGAUGCUCUCAAAGCUGAGAAAAGAAAACUGGCAAAAGACAAGGUUGGGAAAAAGCAUCUCAAAGAGAAAGUAUCCAAAUUAGAGGAGAAGAAAGACAAAGAAAAGAAAGAGAUUAAGAAGGAGAAAAAGGACUUAAAAAAAGAUGAUGGAAAAAAAGACGAGAAAAAAGAUUCAAAGAAAGAUGAUAAAAAGAAAGAAAACAAACCAGAGCUCAAAAAAAUUUCUAAACCAGACUUGAAACCAUUUACGCCAGAAGUAAGAAAAACAUUGUACAAGGCAAAACUUCCAGGCAGACUCAAAACUGAGAAGAUCAAAGUAAAACCUGAAAAAGAACCUGAAAAGGUACCUGCUGACGUCAGGACAUUACCAAUGGAGAAGGCACCUGCACAAGUGGCCCCGGGAGAGACAUCCAUAGUGGAACAGAGGUUAGUCCUGUCUUCACCAGAAGAUCUUACAAAGGACUUUGAGGAAUUGAAGCAUGAGGAGAGAGGGGCCUUGCAGGUGGCUCAGGAACUGUCUGAUAUGGACAGUGAUGAGAUUAUGAGGGCACCUGAAGCAGACAUGAAAGUCGUAUCUGUUGAUAUGACUGGUCAGAGUAACCUUGAAGUGGAUCUGAUUUUAAAAAGAAAGACCCCUGAUCAGGGAGUAACUACUACUGAUAUGGAAGAAGAAUCACCAGCAGAGGAAAUGGCAGUCCAUCAGUGGGAGCUGAGGGGAGGUCCUGCUGAAAAAAUAGAGGAUGAAACAAAAACAAUAAAUGCAAACCAUGACAUAAGAUACUGGGAGGGAAAAGCUGAGCAGGGCGAGGACAUUCAGGUGUUUGCUGAGAAGGAACACCUGCCAUCACAUACAGACCUCUUGGCAAAGGGUGCUCAGCCACCAGUGUUUAGAGAGGAGGAAAAGGAGGAAGAGGAGAAAAUCUCUUUGGACAGAAAACAGAGGGAAGCAGAAACUUGUGAAAAGUAUAUUGAGGGGACAGAGGCACAGGACGAGAAUGAGAAGGAAAAGAGAGAAGAUGUGAUAGAAAAGGCAGAACUGGAAGAAAAGGAAGAACAGCGCAUGAAAGCAAAGGAGAAAGUGGAGAAGAAUAGAGAAUUCUGUGGGCUGCAACAGGAUGAUGGGGAGGACAAACUGUUUACCAUUACAGAGAAGGAAAGAGAAUUUAGUUUCAUGGAUGAGAAAACCAAGUUACUUGGAGGAAAAGACAUAAUAAAGGAAGAGUCAUAUCUGAGCAGCCUGCCAGUCCCACCAGGAGCAACAGCAGAACAUGUUUCCUAUAUCCAGGAUGAAACCAUCCCCGGCUACUCAGAAACAGAGCAGACCAUUUCUGAUGAAGAAAUCCAUGAUGAACAGGAAGAGAGGAUCCCACACUUGAAGUAUGAUGUCAAUGCCUAUAACAUUUCUGUUCCUGACCAUCCAGGCUCUUUUGAAGCAGUGCAUGGAAUACAGGCCAUGCCCCCUGCUGACCUUUCAGCCAAGGGCUAUGCUGGGCAGGAGGCUGAAAUCCUGGCAUAUCCUACAAACAUCGUGGCAGCACCUCUAGCUGAGGAGGAGCACAUAUCUUCUGCUACCUCCAUUACUGAAUGUGACAAGCUUUCAUCUUUUGCAACGUCAGUAGCAGAGGAUCAAUCCGUGGCAUCCAUUACAGCACCACAGACAGAAGAGACUGGGAAAAGCUCUUUGCUCCUGGACACAGGAAACAGUAUGCCCUCCUCUCGGACUGAAGCCACACAAGGUCUUGACUAUGUUCCUUCUGCUGGCACAAUUUCUCCUACAUCAUCCUUGGAGGAAGACAAAUGUUUUAAAUCUCCACCCCCUGAAGAUUUCCAUGCAUUAGCAGAAACAGAGAGGAAAUUGGAAACUCAAAAAAAGGACCUUCAUGAGGAGGUAGAAGAUGAAGAAGAUGAAGAAGAUGGGACUCCAAAUAUAGAGAUGCCUGAGAAACUCAGAGGGCAGUACAGUGCCCCCGUGUUUGCCCCUCAGGGGUGCCCUGCUCACGUGGCGGUCGGCGUUCCCAGCCAGGUGCUGCCUUUCCCCGCCGAGGAGGCGCCCGGCUCCCAGGCGGACUCUGCAGAGGAGCGCUGCACCAGCCCCGACGACAGCACGGUGAAGAUGGCCUCCCCCACCCCCUCGGGCCCCACCAGCGCCGGGCACACGCCCUUCCACCAGUCUCCCGUGGAGGAGAAGCUGGAAACGGUCGAUUCAGACCUAUUUGAAAAACAAACAGAUGCUGCUGCCAAGAAACUGGAAGGCCAAACUUCUGCUGGGGUGAAGGGAGCCAAGGGUGAACCUCUCAGAGAAGAUGAGGCACCUGUGGCUCAACCCAGACCUGGAAGAGAAGAGGCUGGAGCUGUGCAGCACGAACUGGUUUUGAGCAGAGAUGCUCCAGUGUCUCCUGAGCAGGUACAGGAAGAACCCAGGAGCAGGGAGGAGCUGCCCUGGCUCUCUUACCACAAGCAAGACACGGUGGUGAUCGGGGAGGACAAGGAGCAUCCCAGCACAAAACCAGAGGAGGAGCGAGGAACUAAAACCAUGACAGAAAGUUUAAUGGGAUUUCCAAAACACUUGUCCUUUGAGUCAUUUGCAACCACAGGAACUUCUCUAGGAAAUGUGGAUCUUCCACAGUUCACAAGCCAAAGCAAAUCUAAAAAUGAUGAAUCUUUGCAGUUUUCACCAGAUGGCAUCAAAUCACCUUCUUUUACAGAAGAAAGGAUUGGUAAAGAAAAAUCCUCAGAUAUUUCUAAUAGAGCUACUACUGAAGAAGGAAAACUGCUGUAUUUCACAGGAGACACCUCAGAAGAAGAGAAAUCUUCUCAUGUUUCCAUUGAAGAUAUUUCCCCAGAAGAGACCAAAUCCAUUUCUCUCACUGAGAGUUCCAGCAGGAAAAUCUCUUCAGAUGUUUUUAUUAAAGGAAUUUAUCCAGAAGACAUCAAAGCUCUUAGUUUCACAGAAGAGAUAAUGACAAAAGAAAAAACUGUGUUCAGCUGCACUGACAAAUUCUCUUCAGAAGCUGUGAAAUCCUUGGGUUUCACAGACCAGAGCCCAGCUUCAUGUGAAAAAUCACUGGAAACUUCUGCCAAAGAUUUGAAAGAAGCAUCAAAAUCUUUUCCUUGCCCAGAAAGUAGUUUAGUUAAAGACAUGUCACCCAGAGAUUCUUCAACUGAAGAAAUGUCUCCAGAUGACAGCACUUUAUUUUCUGCAUCAGGAAAGGGCUUGUUGAGGGGAAGAAAUGCAGGCUUGGACUCUCAGGAACUAUCCCCAGAUGCAAAGGACUUACAUUUUACAAAAUCUAGCCCAAGUGAAGAUAAAACAUCUUCACACAUUUCUACUGAAGGCAUAGAAUCUUACAGGUUCAAGGAAGCUCAAGAAGGAAAAUCUCCAGAAAUGGAAAAGUUUUGCAUUAAAGAUUUAAGUUAUGAGAAAAAAGUGUGGUUUCCAGAAGAGGUGGAAGAGGUCCCUGUUCAGGGAAGGCGGCAGAGGUAUGACAAAGAGAGGGAAAGCACAUUCUUGGACGAGGUACCAGAAUCUGAAACAAAAUCCCUUCCUAAAAUGGGCAAGGAGGAGAACAUAUCUUCUGUAGUGCCUGGCAGCCCUGCCUGGAGAGGAGCAGAAAGGGCAGCAUGGGGUUCUGCCUUUGGGUAUCUUCAGGAAGGGACAGACAGUGGGAGAGGAGGGCAAUCACCCAGUGAGGAGAAUGAGGAGCUUCACCAUGCUGGGGACAAACCCAGGCUGCUGCAAGCAGAAAUGGAAUGUUUGAAGAUGGAGUCACUUGAUUACAAAGAAGACACACAGAAGGGUGCCAAACCUACGUCAGAAACAAAGAAAGUGGAUGUGAUUCCUGCUGACAUCACUGUCCCUGAAAGAACACAAGGGGAAGGUUCUCCUCUGUCUUCUCAGUAUGUCCCUGGUGAGGAAAAUCAGGCCAAAGCUUUAACUGAAAACAAAAAAGGGCAAGAAUUUUUGUUGACCUCCAAACAAGAUUGCUCCUUCUUAGAUGAUGAGAAAGCUGUCCUAGAUAUCUAUGCAAAGUCACUAGACCAGGUUCUGACAACAUCUCCCCUGUCUGGAGUGGGAAGGGAGAUUGAGGCAGCACCAGGAGCAGAGGGGCCCUGCAAGUCAGACCAGAGCAAGUCACCCUUGUGGGAGGAUGUCCCAUCGAAGACAGCUGGGAAGAAACCAGACAUGAGUGAUUUGUAUCAGGAAAGAGACUGCAAAUACAAGUCAGAUAGCAGGCAAGAGGAUGACUGCAAAUCCACUGAGGGUCUGUUUGAUUCUACAGGAAGAAGAGAGCAGCCAGCAGCAGCAUCUCCUCUGUGGCAGGCCACGAGAGCAGCAGAAUAUCUUGCAGAGGCCACAGCAGGGAGUGCUGAGCUGGCAGGGCAGUGUGCACAUUCCCCUCCAGGACAAGGCCCACGCCAAAAGAGUAGUGAUGCUGUGGGCUGUGCUGGGGUGUAUCCUCCAAAGACCUGUUCCAGGGGUUCCCCUGAGCCUCAUUCCUACAAGGAAGGGGUCUGCACGCAGAGAGAUGAUGACAGUUCCACAAGACAAGAGCCAGAAGAGAGAGAACCAACUCCCUACCCGGAUGAAAGGAGUUUCAAGUAUGCUGACAUCUAUGAGAAGAUAAUUGUGUCUGGAGUGGGACCCUCCCCCUUCACAGCCAUGGGUGCACACAGCCCAGGUCAUGCUGACAAGCUGCCAGUGACAGCACUGAACUCUCAAAAAGGUCAAAAUUUUCAUGUGUCUGCAAAGGAAGAAGAGUCCUGCCUUUACACCUCUGCUGAGAAGGAAUUGUCAUCUCCAGCAUCCCCUCAGGAUAAAGCAGAUUCAGUCUUUGACUAUAGAGACAUCCAUGAAAGGUAUUUGCCCUUGUCUGAAACAGGGAAGCCUAGGACAUCAGAAGGACAGGAAAAACUGAAUGUGUCUUGUGCUUUGCCAGGAGAAAUGGACUCUGCACUGCACCCAUCAUCUGCGAGCGCAGCAUUUGCCUCUCCCACCGUCACAACUGACACCUUUUACCAAGGAAAAUCAUCCACUUAUAUUGAUGCUGGUUGUCCAGAUAAGAACAUAAUUUUGUCUAGCCAGGAGCAGGUAUCUUUGUCCCUGAAAUCUGAAAUCCCAAAUCCCAAAGAUACAUACUAUGAGAAAGCAGGUCAAGGAGAAGAAAGUGCAAGUGACUCAGAGCUAGAAAAAGGUGCUAAGGAGAAGUCUGAAAAAGAGUCUAAACUGCAGAGCCCCACUGCAGCUGCAGGCACUGCCUGUGCACCCAUCUCGGCCAUCAGCAAGUUCCCUGUCCCAGAGCCCUUCCUGCAGAGCAAGUGUCAGGAGCCCCUCUCACCCAGCUCCUCUGCCUCUUCUGCCUCCAGUCCAGGCUGGCAAGAGGAAUACCAGAGUAGGACAGCUGCAUCAGCUGCUGCUGUGGAAACAUGUUACAGUGACAUGUCACACAUGGACAGAGAUGAGCCAAUGUCAGAAAUGUGCCGUGAUGCUUCACAAAAGAGAGAGGUUGCUGAAAAAUCCACAAAGGAAUCCCAUUUCUGGGUAGCAGAUUAUCCAAGUGCAGCAGUGGUCUCCAAGUGCCAGGAGCAAGCCAUAGACCUGAAAUCUGCUUCCAGCAAACAGCCAGAGGUACAGGAACAGGGCCCAAGGGUGGAGAGCAGAGGGAUGGGAAGCUCUUCUGGAUUUGAGAGUUCCCUGCUAGGAAAGAGCGAAACAGCCAGCACUUUCAGACAUAAGCCAACCUCAGCAAGCCCUCUGGGGGCUAUUUCUCUUUCUUUAGAGUCUCCUUGUGCUUUGCUCUCAGACCAGGGAAACAAAGAUGAGUACUUGGAGGUUUCUGAGAAAAUCAGCAGCCUUGACUCAUCUUUUCCUAAAUUCUCACCGCUGAGUCCAUAUGAGGAAGACAAGGUGUUCUCCAAAGGUGUGGAGAAAGAGUCUGUGACCCAGCAGCAGCUGAAAGAUGACUCUUCCAGCCUGUCAGAGGAACCUUCAUCUGAAGCCACCACUCCUGUGAUACUGACUACAGCAGAAAGUUUCUAUUCCCAUAUGCUUUCCACAUACACGGGUGCAGGAGUGGAAGCAGGUACCAGGAGUGCUUGGGAUGUGUCUCCACAGGUUCCAGAUAAUGCUGUGAAAAUACAUACAGCUGAAACCAAAGGCAUUGUCUUUGCUGAAGAGCAUGGGUCUCUAUUUCCCUGUGGUCCCAUGGGUGACCACACCUUGCCACGUAGAAAAGAGUGCCAGAGCUCAGAGCCCACACCAUUUUCUGCAGAGCAAGAGCAGCAGCACUGUGGUAGCUGCCCAGAGCAGAAGGCAGCAUUUGUAGAACAGCCACUGCCACUGACAUCUCUCCCUGAUGUGUUGCCAUCAUUUUCUCAUCGUCAGCACGAAGAUGAAACCACAGCCAAUGGUCCAACAGAGGUGAGCACCAAUCUGCCAGCUUUCCAAAGCACGUACCAUGCAGCAGAGGCUAAAGAUGAAAAAAGAUGUCCCGAUUCUGACAGCAGUUUUUCUCCAUGUGCAGGCAAAGAGGAAACAGAGAGGCAAAGCCGUCCUUCCUCUCUGAUGUCCCCUGAAAACAGUUUCCAGCCGUUUUUCCCAGGUGUGCAGAGGGGUGGAAAAACAGAGGACUGUGGAGAUGCUUCCCACGACAUGGAGACCCAUUUAGUAGGCAGUUCUGAUUGCGGACAGAAAUUUUCCUCAUGUGAAUACAAGCAGAGAAAGGGAGAACUCUCUCCCUCAUUCAUCAACCCGAGCCCCCAUGAGCUCUCUGAAGACAGUGACCUCUCACAGGAGGAGGGUCACCCUUCAGUGCAGGGGAGACCACCCCACGCUGGGAGCAGUCCCAUGCAAAGUGCCACGGUGGAGGAAACGCCUCCAACGUCAGUGAGUGAUUCUGGAACCUCCCAGUCAGACUCCGACGUCCCGCCUGAGACUGAGGAAUGCCCAUCCAUCACAGCAGAUGCCAACAUGGACUCGGAUGAAGAUGCUGAUUUCCUCCCAGUGGACAAAGCUGUGGGGAACGCUCACCAUGGCAGUUCUAGGUCCAGCCAUGAUCCUCAGCCUGUUCCAAUGGUAGAUCCCCAUCCCCACCCUCCUCACCCUGAUGUCUGCAUGGUAGACCCUGAUAUGUUGCUAAAUGAGCAAAGCAUGAGCAGAACUGAUAAAAUUUCCAAGAAAGACAUAAAAGAAAAGAACAAAGGUGUGCGGAAGCCUUUGGGCAAACCCAAAUCUUCCUCACCUGCCCGGAAAUCAGAUGUGAAAGGAAAACGAUCACCCACUCCUGUGAAACAGUCAUCAGACAAAUCUCCAAAAUCUGUCACUGCCAAAAAAGAAAAAGAUGGAGGAGAAAAGCCCAAACCACGUAGUGUGCUGAUGCCAGAGGAUGAGUUAUCCCGGAGUAGUCACAGCAACCCUGGCAAGAGCCUUGUUAAUGGCAUCAAAACAAAUCCCGCUUCCAAUAGUCCUAAGAGCAGUUUGUCUGUGCCUGUGGGUCCGCCCGUCUACGUGGACUUGGCCUACAUCCCCAACCACUGCAGCGGGAAGAACACGGACCCAGAGUUCUUCAGGCGGGUCCGAGCAUCUUACUACGUUGUGAGUGGGAAUGAUGCAGCCAACGGAGAGCCAAGCAGGGCAGUGCUGGAUGCACUUCUGGAAGGGAAGUCUCAGUGGGGAGAGAACCUGCAGGUGACAUUGAUCCCAACACACGAUACUGAGGUAACACGAGAAUGGUAUCAACAGACCCAUGAGAAACAGCAGGAGCUAAACAUCAUGGUACUGGCAAGCAGCAGCACUGUUGUGAUGCAGGACGAAUCUUUUCCAGCCUGUAAGAUUGAAUUCUAAAUCUCCCACAUUUUGUGUUCAUCCAUUGACUCUUCAAUCACUGAUGCAACAUGAGAGACACCAUCUAAUCACAGUCCAGUUCUUCUCUGGUUUAGUCCUCUACAUGGUUCCCAUUUGUCAGGCAAUCGGGUAUCCAUCUUGCUCAGCACUGGAUGCCAUGAGGAAGAAGUGCAGGGCUCUGUAAUUUUCUGGACUGAGCUAAGAGUUUGUGCAAGAGCAGUUGCAGGCCAGGGGCACUUUUACCUUCCCUGCUUUAUUCUGCUGCCUGUACAGUUUCUGUAGACUAUCUUGGCUGCCUUGCUGCUGUGAGAGCUUGUUCUACUCUCUUCCUGGCUGCCUUGCCAUUUAACCUGUAGCACCAGAACCUCACCUUUCUGGUGAGGGCUGAAGUGCUGCUGCUGCAUGUAGAGAGUGCAUGGGAGGCAGGGGGCAGAGGCAAAACCUAACUUGCAAAGAAGUUGCACCCGGGAGAUGAGGGAAGACAAAACCCUCUGUCUGUAAUGUGACAGUGAAGGUCAUUCUUCCAUCUCCUCUCCUGAGCAUACAGGAGGUGUCUGAGCAAGGGGACCGUGCUCCAACUGGGCACGACCACCACGUGCCAGCCUGGCAGAUUCUGUGCCCAGUGCUUGCCUGUGGCAUCCUGCUGUGCUCAGGGGCUGGGAUGAAGGCCAUGGCGUGGGAGGGGAGGGCUCAGCACAUUCCUAACCUGCUAACUUGAGCUUGGCACACACAGCUGACUCCUGCACAGCAGCUGUGUGGCAGGAGAGGCACAGAGCAGCUGUGGCCUGAAUAGUCACACAAAAAGAGCAUCCAAACGCACAACUCAGCCCCCUCAACAGCAGAAGGGCUGGAAAAACCUUAGCCACUGUUGCUCCAGGAUGUACAAGAAAGCUCCCUGUCCCUAAAGCAAAGGCUCUGGAGGGCUGUGCUGAGCAGCUGGGGGAGGCCGGUGCCACCAGUGUCACUGCAAGGUGCCAGCUUGCACUCAGUGCCAUCCCCCCGCUGCCUUAGAGCCACGUUCAAGCUUUCUGCUGCCCCUCCGAGUGUCCAGGAUGUGGGGAAUAGAACACGUGUCUGAGGGAAGAGAAGGUCCUUCCCAAAAUACUGGGGGAAAAAGGAGUUUAGCAAGUGUAGCCAUUCUCAGUUCCUCCACGCCAUGGCAGGGAUGUGUUGAUGUGCAGGUGAGGUGCUGCUCACCCACGUGGUGCCACCCUGCAGUUUGUGCCCCGAGGCCACGUCCUUGCCCUGGAGGUCCUGGCAGAAACACAAGUGUGUGCCCUGAGUGCACCGUGGCUGCUGACCGGGCCCCAGGGCCUCCCUGGCAGGGACUGGGGGCUCAGGUGCUCUGAGCCUGCAGCACCCGAGAGAACUGACAGAGGAUCUUACCACAAAGCUUUUCUGCAAGACAGAGUGGCAGCAGGCUGUGCUCUGGGGAAGAAGGAAUGAGGUGGAAAGCUGUGCUGCAGCUGUUGACAGCACAAAGUGUUUCCAUCUGCUGUGGCACCCACGGUGCUGGGCCCUGAGCAGAGGGCUGACUCCACGAGCAGCCUCGGACCCUGUGUUGCACUUGCCUGGGACACUUCAGUCUCAGUGCUAGUUUUCUGGCAGGUGACAUGAAGAAAAUGCUGCUUAGAAACCUGCUCCUAGCACUAAAAUGGAGUUUCUAGGGAAAUGGUCUAUUUUGCAUUUUAAUUUAUAUAUUUAUUUUUUUUUAAUGUUAAGCUGCAUUUUGUGUUGAUUUAAUAUUUUAAUUUAUACAUGUUAACAUGAUACCAUGUGCUUUUAGUGUCAGUUCAGAGGUUGCUCAGUACAGGUACUAACAUGCUGCAAUUUAAACAAAAUGAGAAGACCGUAGAGAACCUGUGGGCAGCAAAAGUGUCUCUGCAAGACCGUGUCUAAAACCCAGCAGCUGUGGGACAAGGCCUGAGGCCAGCAGCCUCCCCAAGGCACAGCCAGCUCAGACUAUGGCCCUUGUUGGGAGCACGUGAGCUUACUCAGGGCUUCAGCAAACCCCUGCCCUGUGCUGUGUUCAUUUUAACCACGAUUGCACUGUGUCUGCCAGCAUAAUAAAUGUCGUCCUCUGUACCCCGAUGGGGUCAGCAUUCAUGAAUGUUGGUUCUGGCAGUUGCAGGCACUGAAACUCCUGCCCUGCCCCUCCCUGGGAUGCUGGGGGCUUUGGGGAGACCCUGGCUCACCCACAGUGGCAGCUGCAGGGUCCAGACACCAGAGGCACAAGCACGGCCCUCGCCGGCCCCUGGGCUCCCUCUGCCUAGCUAGAUGUAAAAGCUGAUGCACUAACUUAGAUAGACCCACACAUGAAUGUUUUCUCAAUUUUAAACUUGAAGCAAUUCUGACUAAGCAGCAGUAAUAGUGAGGCUUUGUGAGGUGCCUGCAUCCUCUGGGCAGGAGUGUGGCCACGGGCAGCUCCAGGAGGAACGCUGCCCUGCUCCUGCCCUGCAGCUCUGCUGCUUGGCUACCUGUAUCCUACACCACUUUGCUUCCCUGUCCUCCAGGCUCCACUUUUUUUUUCAGUUUUUGUCGCAGUCUGCUCUGCCUUGAGCUUCUCUCACUAUCUCCCUCUCCCCUCCACCUCCUUCCAUCUUAAGAAAGAACUAUGGGGAAAAAGAUUUAUGAAAAUGCUGAUUUGUAGAGUCUGACCCUGCUCGGGCCACAGGAGCCAGCAGGACCCACCCGGAGCCAGAGGUAAUACAACACUAUAGAGAGAAAAAGUUAAACUCUGCUUUUGCUUGUUUCUGCAUGUGGGCAACAACGUGUAAUCUUCCUGUAUGUAAUAGGUAAAAAAAUACUAUUUUAAACCUAUAAUUAAAAAAGUGAACGUCUUAACUGUAUUGAAAUGGCAUCUUGUGCUCCUAGUUUCUUCUAUGCUAAAUGUUUUAAGAAGAGAGCCCUGAUUCUUUUCUUCACCAUCAUACUUCUAUUUGAAUUUAGUUCCUUGAGUUUUGUCCUUUUGCCCAUUUCCACAUGAAACACUCUGUAACUAACUGCUGUCAAGAGAGGAGCCCAACACAUUAACAAUAAAGCCACAUUAAUUGCAAAUGAGAACAUCUCCAGUGGUUUCCAGCUGUUCUUUCAGUGAGCCCGUGCUUGCAGGCAGGAGCACCCAGGCACGGCUGCCAGGCCACCCUCCCGUGCCUCCCAGCUUAGGGGAGCCCCUCCUUCACCAGCAGCUGCUAAACCUCCCUGGGACUCAGGAAAGGGACAUGCACAUAAGGCCACAGAGCCUGGACAGCCAGCCCCGCCCCUGGCCCCAGCCAGUGACCAUGGGUCCCUCCUGGGGAACAUCUGGACUCUUGCACAGCUGGCCAGGGGCUGUACAGGGAAAAGCAGCUCCUGAUAAUCCAGUGAGGAGCCUGGCAUGGCCUGUCUGCCAUGCAGCACCAUCACUCCUCACAAUUCCCAAAUCACACUUCCCAUUGCAGCCCUCUGCCCGCCCCUGCACUUCUUGGGAAGGGCAGCUCUGCCUCGUGCUGC